UGGCGUAACUCGGAGCUCCUAGCGAACAACUUCGCCAUGUUGUCCCCAUUUGGAAUGUCAAACUUCGCCGUCGCGUUGUUUCUUCUUUCCUUCAGCGUUGUUUUCUACUCUACUUCUGUACGCGGGGAGGAAGGAACAGAAGACGACGGAGCAUGUCCAAAGAACCCUUGUGAAAUCAAGGUCGUUGCUGCACCAGGGCCCCCAGGUCCUCCGGGUCCGCCAGGCCCAGUAGGCAAGGCUACAGACUUACCUAGGUCCACUGUGCCUGGUCCGCCGGGACCACCGGGUCCCCCAGGACCACCGGGACCUGAUGGAAUGCCAGGCUUCAUGGGCCCACCUGGGGCCCGAGGGCAGCCAGGUCCAAAAUGCAAACCAGGCUGCAUUCCCGAUAUGCUUGGGCCAGCGAGUGGACCUCCGGGGCCACCUGGGCUACCUGGAAGAGAUGGAAUUCCGGGCCGCCCUGGGCAUCCAGGUGUACCUGGUGUCGCUGGGCCACCUGGAGCACCCGGUUUGGCAGGGCCACCUGGACUUAUAGGUCCUCCUGGUUACAAAGGCCCACCUGGUGAUCCUGGAUCUCUGGGGUCACGUCUUCCCCCUGUUGCGUUCUUCGUGGCACUGAGCUCGGGCACUGAUGCUGUACCGGUGCUAGUGUACGAUGUCAUCCACACCAACGUGGGCGAAGCGUACGACAGGAAGACUGGUAAAUUCGUGGUGCCGACGCAAGGAGUGUACACCUUUACAUUCACGGCAAGGAGGAGCGAGGCAGCGCAGAACCAUUGCACCGUCUCGCUGAUGAAGAAUGGAGGCAAGAUUCUGUCUGUAACCGCACGGGCCGUGCAGAGUCAGGGAAGCAGCAGUGCCGUGCUACUCCUGAGGCCCACAGACGAGGUGUGGGUGAAGCUCACUACCGGGUACCUAGAGAGUGAUGACAGCGGGGAAGCCGUCUUCUCUGGGGUUCUCAAUGCCUUGGUGGACGAUGAUUAGACAACGUCAAAUGAUCAUAAAAGUCUGUGUAAAACAGAUCAGUCUUUUUCAGAUCAGAUUCAUUUUCUUAAGGGCUGUUCUGAGGAGCAUCACCCAUCUAAACAUUUACAGUGCAUAUAGUAGGAAUCUGACCAAAUAAUCAAAAUCUAAUUAAGUCGUACUUUUAGAGAUAACGUAUGACAAAUUUGAGAUGGUGGGUGUAAAAUACAUUACAACUGAUUACUCUGGAUACAUUUUACUAGGCAUUUGAUAAGUAUUCAACCCUAUUAACAACUUGAUAACCAAUAUCAGACAUAGAAACAAGCAAUGUAUCUACAAACAAUUAUUAUAUUUCAUAACAUACAAAUACAUGUACCUGUUACUUUCGCAGCUUCUCUUACAUUUAACUGAGCUCGAGGUAAUUACUAGUAACUGAUGUUUGCUUUAUCCAGAUAUGUCUACAUUGCAACAUGUGCCUGCUACUAGAUUUUAGUACUAAACUUUGCAACUCUGGUUUGCAACUCUGGUUUAAUCUAGCAAUCUUUUUAAAGAAGCACUAAUAUCUUAUAAAGUUUCAAAUUUUCAAAUAUAUCUAACACUUUCUACAGCUGCCUUGUAACUUCACUUCACUUUAGAUAGACAAAGAUUAUGAAAGAGAUCAGGAAUGAUAGUCGUCCGAAGAGUACCAUUUUGAUUGACGUGUGGAGGCCAUGACAAAUAUUCAGGAUCCUGAUCCAAAGUCUAAAAUAUACAAAGAUCACAGAAUUGACCCCAUGCCUAUCCAAAGACAUUAAUUAUUAAAAGACAGCCACUUUCCCACGAGCUGUUUUAGAGACAAGGCACUUAGAUGUGCAGAAAGUCAGGGUCAAUUAAAGGGGCA
Molecule: messenger RNA, 1843 nt
Organism: Branchiostoma floridae (Florida lancelet)
Lineage: Eukaryota; Metazoa; Chordata; Leptocardii; Amphioxiformes; Branchiostomatidae
Product: collagen alpha-1(VIII) chain-like
Exons: 3
Coding region: 37-984 (315 amino acids)
Molecular function (GO): protein binding
Source: RefSeq, a predicted model, not a curated record